CUUUAGCAAUCUUUCUAUAUACAACUCAAUAAGAUUUCUUUCAUGUAAUGUGAGCUCCAGAUUUAUCGAGCAGGCGUAGCCGCUCUCGCCGCCGCCGGCGACAAUGUCCGACCAGCAGCCAGCUGCCCUCCACGCCCCUCCCCCUCGUCUCAUCCCUUUCCCCGCCCUCACCCUUGCCCUCCACAUCCCCAUCUUCCCCAGCAAGCGCACAAAGUCCCCUCCGCCGGCUCCCAGCCCGCCGCGUCCCCUGCUCCUCGCUCGCCAGUUCCCCCCUUUGCCGACGACGACAUCAUAGUGAUCAACCGGGGGCCAACAGCGGAGGCCGUCACCGACGAGGAUAGCGAGGCGGGGGUGACCUCAGACGUGGGCGGCGUCGAGAAGUUCAACUACAUCCUCAUCCGCACCAACAUCCUCGUCUCCCACGGCCACGUCAACUUUGGCGUCGCCCCUGCCAUCAAGAAACGCCUCCCCAAAGGUGCCCACCAAUCUCAACACUUCAUCGUUGUCGGUGCUGGCCUUGCCGCGGCACGGCAUUUGCUGGCGUCCGUGAUCUUAUUGGAGGGACGCAAGAAGAUGGAAGAUGAUGGGCGCUCAGCUGCUGCAUUUGGGAACCCACUCGGGAUUGUGGCUAAGCAGCUCGGCUUGCCUUGCUGAUGCAUUAGAUCAGAGACAAGUGCCCACUGUAUUGGCUGGAUGGGUCACCAGUCGAUCCGGAUGUGGAUAAGGAAGUGGAGGGAACAUAUAACAAGCUUCUUGAUAAUGCCAGCCACCUGCGUGCAGCAAUGGGAGAUGUGGCAAUCUGAUGGGGGUAUCUCCUCACAGGAGAUGAACUUAAUCAAUUGGCAUAUAGCAAUUCAUGAGUACGCCAAUGCAGGAUCAUCUUCAAGGCUUAGCCUUGCAUUUUGGGACCAGGAUGAUACGUAUGACAUGGGUGGGGAUCACUGCUUCUUGCCUGGUGGCAACGGGAGGCUUGUACAUGCCUGGCAGAGAAUGUGCCUAUUGUUUAUGAGAGGACAGUGCACACUAUGUGGUAUGGAGGGGAUGGUGUGCAGGUGGUUGUCAAUGGUGGUCAGGUGUAUGAAGGGGACAUGACGUUGUGCACUGUGCCACCUGCGGUUCUGAAAAAGGGGGUAUCAAGUUUGUACCUGAGCUGCCACAAAGGAGGCUUGAUAGUAUGAGAAAAUUAGACUUUGGAUUGUUAAACAAGGUUGAAUUGUUGUUUCCUCAUGUUUUUUGAGCACCGACCUUGAUACCUUUGGACAUCUGACUGAAAUCCGAGUUGCUGAGGGGAGUUCUUUCUGUUCUAUAGCUAUGCAUGGCUGGUCGUCCGUUGUUUAUGGCAUUGGUUGCUGGUGAAGCUGCCCACUACCUUGAAACCACGCCUCCAACUGACGCUGUCACCUCAGUUCUUGAGAUACCAAGGGGUAUCUAUGAAGCAACAAGGGGUUGAGGUACCAAAUCCUCUACAGAGCGUUUGUACUAGAUGGAGCACAGAGUCUUUCAGUCUGGGUUCAUAUCCGCACAUUGCAGUUGGAGCAUCUGGAGAUGACUAUGACAGGCACAUGCUCUUUCAGUCUAGGUCCAUAUCCGCAUGUAGCUGUUGGAGCAUCUGGAGUUGACUAUGACAUAUUAGCCGAAAGUGUUGGAGAUGGGUGGUUGUUUUUUGCUGGAGAAGCCACCACAAGGCGUUACCCUGCAACAAUGCACGGACCUUUUAUUACGGGCGUACAAGAGGCUGCUAACAUCAGUAUCCAUGCCACCGCCCGAGUAACAAAGACCAAAGUGGAAAAAAGCCCAUCUACGGACGCUCAAGCUUGUGCUAGCUUACUAGUAGACUUGUUUAGGUUACCAGACCUGGAAUUUGGGAGCUUCUCUGUCAUUUUUGGGGGAAAAAGGCUUGGAUCCGAAAUCUCCAGCUAUUCUAAAUGUGGAAGUGUGGAACUAGGUGGCCCUUAGAAAAAAAGUGCAACUAGAGGGGAAAAAGAGCAGCACUUCUCAAACAAAUCGUUGUUUCAGAAGGUACAAUCACAUUUUAACCAACAGCAGCAGCUCUAUAUGUGUACAUUACUAUUGCGGCAGCAGGCUAUGGAGGCUGCACUGCCUCUGUGAAACACUUAGUUGGCAGGAAAAAGGUCUUGGUCCCGGGGCUGAUGCUGUGAUUGCUUCCAUUAAGACCGGAACAGCAGUAGAACUAAAUCUGGCCCCUCGAAGCUGAGAGUGCGGGUUUCUAAACCCCAACAUUUACUAAAUCGUGAUCCUGACUGCUGAUUCUUUUAGGAGACUGGCUGUAUAUAUAAAUUGAUACAGUUGUCUUUGUUGUUCAAUUAUACUUGUGCUUGGAGAUUCAUUUGGAUGGGGCCUCUCCUCAGAUGUGCUCACAAUCUCAUGCCGCAUACUAUAUUUCGGGCAUCUGACCACAUUGCAACUACAUAUGCUGAGCUCAGAGAUGGUACUGCAAAUGCAAAGUCUGGUGGAGGUACCCUUCCAAUUACUGCCAGGAAACUGGAAACAAUAAUUCGUCUAUCUACUGCCCAUGCAAAGAUGAAACUGAGACACGAGGUUCUGAAAACUGAUGUCGAGGCUGCACUGCAAGUUCUGAUUUUUGCAAUAUUCCGCAAGGAAUUGACUGGCAUGGAAGACCGUGAGCAGAGGGAGACUGAGAAACAACAAGCUGAACAAGAUGCAGGUGCAGGUGGUGAUAAUGUAGAUAGGCCUGGAGGAGCAAGUGGUGGCUAUGCAGACGGGUAUGGAAGAUCUGGCAACGACCCAAUGGAUGUGGAUGUAGGCUCAGGCAAUGCAUCAAAUGAUCAGGAUGUUUCUUCAGAGAAUGGAAGCAUUUGAGGCAAUUCUUGGACAGCAUGUGCUGGCAAAUCAUGUUGAUCAAAUGUCCAUUGAUGAAGUUGAGCAAACAGUCAACCAAGUAGAGUUCAUCCUGGAGAUAUGAAAAAGUUCGUUUCAGUUCAGGACUUCGUCAGUGAGUGUAACCAAUAUACCUUGCUUCUUUAGACUUCACUGAAAUUCAUUUCCCUGUGUUUACA
Molecule: messenger RNA, 3038 nt
Organism: Triticum aestivum (bread wheat)
Lineage: Eukaryota; Viridiplantae; Streptophyta; Magnoliopsida; Poales; Poaceae
Product: DNA replication licensing factor MCM3
Exons: 7
Coding region: 2353-2841 (162 amino acids)
Biological process (GO): DNA strand elongation involved in DNA replication; double-strand break repair via break-induced replication; mitotic DNA replication initiation
Cellular component (GO): MCM complex; nucleus
Molecular function (GO): single-stranded DNA helicase activity; single-stranded DNA binding; ATP binding
Source: RefSeq, a predicted model, not a curated record